Messenger RNA from Phialemonium atrogriseum, 1674 nucleotides. RefSeq lists its product as uncharacterized. NCBI's taxonomy places the organism in Eukaryota, Fungi, Ascomycota, Sordariomycetes, Cephalothecales, Cephalothecaceae. The transcript is spliced from 2 exons. Gene Ontology annotation, biological process: protein phosphorylation. Bases 1 to 1674 code for a protein of 557 amino acids. Gene Ontology annotation, molecular function: protein kinase activity; ATP binding. The record is from RefSeq and is a predicted model, not a curated record.
AUGGAAGCUGCGGGCCUCGUUCUUGGCGCCAUCGUGGUGGUCAAGCCCAUCUGCAGCUCCAUUCACGAAACCCUGUCCAGCUACCAAGCCUUCGGCCGGGAUGCCGAGCGUCUGCGACUCCGCUUCGCCGUGCAGCAGACACGCCUCGACUCGUUCGAGCGCGUCCUCUUCGAGCGCGGCAAGUUCGCGCCCGCCAUGCCCGGCCGCCUGAUCGACCACCUGCCCGAGAUGACGUGCGCCGACGUGCUCGCCCUCCUCAGGCAGCUGUACGGCGUCCUGCUCGAGUACGCGGCUGUGCGGGCGCAGUACGGCGCAAAGGACCGCGCCGACGCCGCUGCCGUUACCGAAAAGGGUCUCAUCGACGAACCGCUGUCGGCCGAAGACCGCAUCAAGUCGCUGACCCUCGACGGCAAGAAGGCCGACGCGGCGCAGCAGAGGUCGGUCAGCUGGGCGCGCAAGAUGCUCUGGGUCGCCUUCGACAGGAGCAGCACCGAGCGGCUGGUGGGCGAGUUCGAGGGCUGGGCCGAGCGCACCCAGGUCCUCCUCGAGGCCGCGUGGUGGCCGCUGUCCUUCUUCGAGACGGUCGAGCGCAUGCGCAGGCUCGAGGACGACGCCGACGCAAGGUCGGUCGGCCUGCUCCGCGGCAUCGGCCUCCGCAAGCUGCUCGCCUCGGCGCCCGCCGCCGUGCCCGCUCAGAGCCGCGCCACAGAGGCCGUCGCUGCAAACUUCACCGUCGCUGAAUUAAUUGGCGCUUUCGAACUCGGUCGCUUGGAGGAGGCCGGCUGGCAGGAAUGUCUCGUCGAGUACAAGCAGUACGCGCGAGCUGGCGGGAGUGGCGCUGUGGGCGACGACGUCGCCAGGCAGAGGGUCAUCCAGCUCGCGGGACUGCUGAACGAGGCGCCCGCGUCGGACCCAGAACUGAGGGUCCUGCAGUGCACCCAUUAUUUCGAGGAUACCAAGAGGUUGCGGUUCGGGCUCGUCUACGCGCUUCCGACGCAGUGCGACGGCGACGGCGACGAGAAAUUGACGACGAGGAGGCCGCCUGUCACGCUCGCAACCUUGCUUGAUGCCGUGUAUGCGGGCCCACGGCCCUCUCUCGGCGCCCGGAUGCGGCUUGCGCAUAAGAUUGCGCUGUGCCUGCGGAGGUUGCACGCGUACUCGUGGGUGCACAAGUCGUUGCGCGGGGAGAACGUGCUCUUGCUUCCUGCCGUCGACGCGUCUGCAGGAGAUAUGCUUGCUUGCUCCUUGGAAGAGCCAAGGAUCGUCGGGUUUGAAUAUGCGAGGCAAGAGUCCGAUUUCUCGGACCAGUUCGGCGAGGCGGAGAUCAAGCGGAAUAUAUAUCGGCACCCGACUCGAUGGGGACAACCUACAAAUCGAUUCGAGAAAGUCCAUGAUAUCUACGCCCUCGGUGUGAUCCUCCUCGAGCUCGGGCUCUGGGCUCGUGCCGACCAACUCGACAAGGGUCUUCUCGUGUCGGAGGCAAUGGCCAGUGAUCCGGCGGCCGUGAAACGGAAGCUGGCCAAGCACGCAGAGGUGCGGCUGGCCUUCUAUGCUGGGGACCGGUUCCGCAGUGUGGUUAUCGGGUGUCUCACUGGGUCGUGGCGGGAGAGGCCCGUGGUCGAGGCUUUUCCUGACAUGGUUGCGGAGUUGAAGAUGAUCGCGGCGGAGCUGUAA